CUGUCUCUUUAAAUGAGUGACUAGCGGGUGUCUGUGGUGAAACAGCGACUGAAGAGCAAGAGAACGGCAGCUGAUCGCCUCCAGAAACACAAAGGGACUUUACGACCAACGCUAUGGGUAUCAAACUGUAUUACACCACCGUCACUGCAUCGAGAGAGGUCAAGUCUCAGCAGGCCGAGGUGAUACGUAUUCUGGAAAGUAAGAGCAUCAAGUAUGAGUUGAUUGACAUCUCGGUGGGCGGUGCUGUUCGGGAUGAGAUGAGGAGUAAAGCGGGCAACCCCACGGCAAUCCCACCUCAGAUAUUCAACGAAGACCAGUACUGUGGGAACUACGAGAUGUUUUCUGAGGCGGUGGAGGCAGACACAGUGGAACAGUUUCUGAAGAUUGCAUGAGAGCCAAACCUGGUAGCAACCAUCAUCCUCUUCCCUUCCUUGGUCCAUGUCCACAUUCCCAAAGGGAGGCCUGCCUGUCCCCCUCUGCUCCGCUGGCGGUGCCUGCCUUCGAUGUCUCAAUGCCAUGCCACAUGCCAAAAAAACGGUCAACAGAAAAGCACAUACUUGCUCUGUACCACCAUAUUUACCCUCAAACUGAGACCUGUUCACUCUUUCAUUCCUUCAUGCUUUUGUUUUAAUGAUCUUGUUUAUUUCCUCUCUUGUGUCCUCUUUGGUUCCGACGUUUAAACGCCACUGAUUUGUCUUAAUCUUGUUUGGGUCAGAGCGCUUGAAUGUGUAGUAAUUAGGUCAUCUAAUCUGGGCAGCAACCCUAUGUUUAUUCCAGAUUGAAUUAAUCCACAGUCGAAGAAACACAGGAAUCAUUUUGUGUCCAGUAGUUGAAUCAGAUUGCCAAUUUGUAUAGAUGGCCUUCAUAUUUUCCCGCUUUUAGUACUGAUAAAUCAUUGGAUUCUAUAUUAAGCACACUGCUUUGUAUUGUGUCUUUUAGCAGUGUCGAAGCCACAGGUAUGCUCUCCGAGACAGAUUUCCAUUUAACAUUCCCAAAUUCAGGGACUGAAAAACGUUCCAUUGCGUUAAACUGUGCCAAUAAAUGUCUGUACGAAUGUGUUUUCCAUGCAAGCAUUUUCCUCUGUCCUCUGGGUACAAGUCUGAAAUAUCUAAGAAUCUGAAAAUCCAUUAUAAGGAUGAAUCCCACAAUGUUUUGGUCAUGUUUUAGCAAAAUAAGAAAUCAUAUUUUGCACAUUAAAAAUAUGAUUUAUUUUUGCAUUGUGAUAUUUCUUUCAUGACAGUUAACCUUUAAUGUAUUAGUAGUAUAUAUGAUACUACUAUUACAUAUAAAUGCUUUAACAAUUUUAAUCGAUCUACAUUGCUAUAACGAUAAUUCUGCUAAAUUGUCAUGAUGAUAAUUUCAAAAUGCAACAAAAAAGGCAUCAUUUUGCAAGAUAUAAUUUGUUAUUUUCAUCUUUUGGUUUUAGGAUGAAAUACGAUCCGGACACAUUCUUGACAGGCUCAAACAUAAAUUUAAUAGAAAAAUGAGAGAUCUGCUUAACUGCUUAACCCAAUGAGUGGGCAAUAUACUCCAACACUUUCCUGUUAUGCCGCAGAACUUCAUCUCAUUUCAUUUCUGGUAAUGCACUAAAUGUUGGUGUUUCUCUGAUCAGCAAUGCAAACCCUCCCUGAGCUCUUAAUUAGCUCAGUACUUCAGCUGCAACCAUGAAAUUCAUCAUCUAGUAGCCGAAUCACUCCAUACGGCAUAGUUGACAUGUACAUGCUGUUCCAUCAAGUGUCUAUUGCCAUCAAAUUGAGCUCACUGGAGGUUGUAGCAUUGGCAUUUCCAGCAGGUUAUCCUCUAGCAUGUUAUGUUGAUCAUAUUGGUACUUAAUUUUUAUACUGUAUACUUGGCACAGUCUUACAAUCUUGAUGUGAGUCGUGGUCCCACAUCUAACUCGUUUCAUCUGGCAUCGGUAAUGUCUGCUGCUCCCAGUUGGUCUUGUUUGCAGUAUAUGCAUCUAUUGUUGUCUGCGGUCAAAGUUGAGGAUGUGCGACCUGCACGCACAGACAGCUGGCUCAUGAAAUGAUUGUGAAUCUUCCUCUGUCAUUAUUGUUUGUAACGAUUUCUUGUGGUCUCUUUGUGCUGUACUGCUUUGCUUUUGGACCAACGCCCUUUUUGGCCAAAAUAAAAGAAUGAUCAUUAGGGAAAGAAAUGUUGUUGUCUUCCAAGAAGAUAGUGAAAUUGUGAUUUAUGGGUCAAAUAAAAAGUGCAAAAACAA
Onychostoma macrolepis is the source of this 2221-nucleotide messenger RNA. It is a transcript of the gene sh3bgrl3, whose product is annotated as SH3 domain binding glutamate-rich protein like 3. The record is from RefSeq and is a predicted model, not a curated record. Bases 114 to 392 code for a protein of 92 amino acids. NCBI's taxonomy places the organism in Eukaryota, Metazoa, Chordata, Actinopteri, Cypriniformes, Cyprinidae. The transcript has 3 exons. Gene Ontology annotation, cellular component: cytoplasm.